Molecule: messenger RNA, 867 nt
Organism: Neospora caninum
Lineage: Eukaryota; Apicomplexa; Conoidasida; Eucoccidiorida; Sarcocystidae
Product: klla0c10076p, related
Exons: 10
Coding region: 1-867 (288 amino acids)
Cellular component (GO): membrane
Source: RefSeq, a predicted model, not a curated record
AUGAUUCUUGACGCCCAAACCCCGGACGGGGAAGCCGCAAUGCCGUCCCUUCUGGCGGGCGGAGACAACGCGGGUGUCGUCCCCGUCAAAUUGACGGAAAAACUCGAGGUGUUAACCCACGCGCCACAGUGCGAGUUGUUGGGUGAAUUCGGUAGCUUUGGCUGGUGGCUCCAAGGCGUCCUUGCCGUUCUUUCCUUCUCCUCGCUCCUCAUCAAGCGCUGGCAGGAAAAGCCUCGAAGGCCACUAAAGGUUUUCUGCUUCGACACCCUCAAGCAAAUCACCGGCUCUGGAGUUCUUCACAUACUGAACUUGGUGUUCGCGUCCCUGCUGUCUUCCGUCUCGACCGAGGACGCCGACCCGUGCGAGUGGUACUGGCUAAACAUAAUGGUUGACACAACGCUGGGUGUCUACGUCCUGCAUCUGCUGGUGGAGUGGAUGACCCGGUGGCGGAGCCUGACUGGAAGCACCGCCUUUGGCUACUAUGGGAAUCCGCCGGCGUGGCGCGCCUGUCUGCGUCAAGUACUCGUGUGGCAGGUCAUUGUGUCGGCGAUGAAGAUGCUCAUGGUCCUCGUGAUGGUCGUGGGCCAAACACCUCUCACGUGGAUAGCGGCGGCGCUUCUGAAUUCCCUAGAUGACCAACCCCGUGUGAAGCUGGUGGUGGUUAUGGUGUUGACGCCUCUGACCAUGAACACGAUCCAGUACUGGAUCACUGACAACAUUAUCAAGCGCAAACCCGGAACGAGCUACGGCCAGAGACAGUCGGACUGGCCACAAGGACGAGAAACUUACCAUCCCGUAGAAGCUCUCAGACGCCACGACGGAGGAUCCUCGAUCUCUGAGGACGUCUGUCUAGAAGACAAAGCGUGA